GGUAAACCCCGCCCCCAAUGUUCCCAUCCAGGAAGUAAGUGACCACUAUCAGACCAGCUAAAUCAACAUUUGAAAACAACGAUUGGCAACACACUCGGUCAUUGACAGUGACUUAGAGAUUGAUUAAGUUUUCCUGAUAUCAGCAGCAGACUGUUGUGAUCACAAAAAAACAUAAUCAAGUCCGAAAAUAAAUGUGUCGCUAUAAUGUCAUUAUUGUGAAUCGAGGCGAUAAAAGUUCACAUUUCGAUCGGACUGGUGGUCUGUAAACGGACUGUAUCUCAGUAUUUUUUUCAAGACAACUGCAGAAACUAUUGUUUGUGCGCUACCAAGGGGAUUUUUGCACUCAGGCCUUCCAAGCUAGCCCACGGCCAGGAAAGGCUUGCUAGCUACAAUCCUAUUUGCCUCUGAGAAUUUAUGAGUAACGUUCGCUAGCUUUUUACUUGUAUGUGUUAAAUAAGAUGGACACAGACAAGUUUAACUAUGUCUACAGUUGUGACUUGGACAUUAAUGUUCAACUGAAAAUAGGCAGUUUGGAGGGCAAGCGGGAGCAGAAGAGCUACAAGGCCCUGCUGCAGGAUCCAAUGUUGCGGUUCUCUGGCCUCUACCAGGAGAACUGCUCAGACCUCUAUGUUACCUGUCAGGUGUUCGCAGAGGGCAAGCCCCUGGCGCUGCCUGUGCGCACCUCCUACAAGGCCUUCAGUACACGCUGGAACUGGAAUGAGUGGCUGAAGCUGCCAGUGAAGUAUCCAGACCUGCCCCAGAGUGCCCAGGUGGCCCUUACUGUGUGGGAUGUGUACGGACCGGGCCGAGCCACCCCUGUGGGGGGAACCACCGUCACCCUCUUCGGCAAAUAUGGGAUGUUCCGGCAGGGCAUGCACGACCUGAAGGUGUGGCCGGGGGUGGAGGGGGACGGAGGGGAGCCCACCAGCACCCCAGGGAGGACCAGCAGCAGUCUGGCAGAGGACCAGAUGGGGCGACUGGCUAAGCUGACCAAGGCCCACCGGCAGGGUCACAUGGUGAAGGUAGACUGGUUGGACCGCCUGACCUUCAGAGAGAUAGAGAUGAUCAACGAGAGUGAGAAGCGUAGCUCCAACUUCAUGUAUCUUAUGGUGGAGUUUCCUCGUGUCAAAACUGGAGAAAAGCCUGAGUACAGUAUUGUCUAUUAUGAGAAGGAUGGAGAUGACGCCUCACCGGUGCUCACCAGCGCUGACAUCGUUAAAGUCCCUGACCCUCAGAUGUGCAUGGAGAACCUUGUCGAGAGCAAGCACCAUAAAUUGGCCCGUAGCCUUCGGAGUGGCCCGUCGGACCACGACCUGAAGCCUAACGCUGCCACACGAGAUCAGCUCAACGUCAUAGUGAAUUACCCUCCGACCAAGCAACUGAGCUCAGAGGAACAGGACCUGGUGUGGAAGUUCCGUUACUACCUCACCACUCAGGAGAAGGCACUGACUAAGUUCCUAAAGUGUGUGAACUGGGCGCUGCCCGGGGAGGCUAAGCAGGCCCUGGAGCUGCUGGGGAAGUGGAGGCCCAUGGAUGUUGAGGACUCCCUAGAGCUGCUCUCCUCCCAGUUCACCAACCCCACCGUACGACGCUACGCUGUGACCAGGCUGCAGCAGGCCGACGACGAGGACCUGCUGAUGUACCUUCUCCAGCUGGUCCAGGCUCUGAAAUACGAGAACUUCAACGACAUCCAGUGUGGGCUGGAGCCAGGAGGCAAGCGGGACAGCCAGGGCCUGGCAGAGAGCGCCACCCUGGGGGACCUAGACAGUUCCCAGAUCUUGACUGCUCCAGCAGUGCCCUCACCUGUCCCGAAUGGAAAGGAAGGGUCGGACAGUGAGAAUCCAGAGCAGGACCUGUGUACCUUUCUCAUUUCCCGUGCCUGUAAGAACUCAACACUGGCCAACUACCUCUACUGGUAUGUAAUAGUGGAGUGUGAGGACCAGGACACCCAGCAGAGAGACCUAAAAACCCACAAGAUGUACCUCAACGUCAUUGGGAGGUUUAGCCAAGCGCUGCUCAAGGGUGAUAAGAGUGUGAGGGUGAUGCGGUCUCUCCUGGCAUCCCAACAGACGUUUGUGGACAGACUGGUGCAGCUGAUGAAGGCCGUGCAGAGAGAGAGCGGCAACCGCAAGAAGAAGACGGAGCGACUGCAGGCUCUGCUGGCGGACAAUGAGAAGGUGAACCUGUGUGAGAUUGACCCCAUCCCGCUACCUCUGGAACCCUCAGUCAGAAUCCGAGGCAUCGUACCAGACACCGCCACGCUAUUCAAGAGCGCCCUGAUGCCAGCCAAGCUGAUCUUCAAGGCAGAGGACGGGGCGAUGUACCCGGUCAUCUUUAAACACGGAGACGACCUGAGACAAGACCAGCUCAUUCUACAGAUCAUCUCUCUCAUGGACAAGUUGCUCAGGAAAGAGAACCUGGACCUGAAGUUGACGCCUUACAAAGUCCUGGCUACAAGCACCAAGCAUGGGUUCAUGCAGUUUGUUCAGUCAGUGCCUGUGGCUGAGGUCCUGGCCACUGAAGGAAACAUCCAGAGUUUCUUCAGAAAACACGCCCCCAGUGAAAAGGGGCCAUAUGGCAUCAGCCCUGAGGUGAUGGACACCUACGUCAAGAGCUGUGCUGGUUACUGUGUCAUCACAUACAUCCUGGGUGUAGGAGACAGACACUUGGACAACCUGCUCCUCACAAAGACUGGAAAGUUGUUCCACAUAGACUUUGGCUACAUCCUGGGUCGUGACCCCAAGCCCCUGCCUCCUCCUAUGAAGCUGAGUAAGGAGAUGGUGGAGGGGAUGGGCGGCAUGCAGAGUGAACAGUACCAGGAGUUCAGGAAACAGUGUUACACUGCCUUCCUACACCUCAGGAGGUACUCUAACCUCAUCCUAAAUCUUUUCUCUCUCAUGGUGGAUGCCAACAUUCCUGACAUUGCCCUGGAGCCUGACAAGACUGUUAAGAAGGUGCAGGACAAGUUCCGAUUGGACCUGUCGGACGAGGAGGCGGUGCAUUACAUGCAGAGUCUGAUUGACGAGAGUGUGGGAGCUCUGUUUGCUGCUGUGGUGGAGCAGAUACACAAGUUUGCCCAGUACUGGCGCAGAUGAGAAGGACCAUCUGAACAAUGGAUGAACAGACAGACAGGAGGGGUUGUAUCAAUAGUAACACUCAGUCCCGACACUCCCCCGCCCUUGAGAUUGAGAGGAUCCAUCCAGGACACGGAAGAGGCCAACCUCUACUGCAAAAACAAAACAAUGACUGAUGUUUUCAUUUUGUAUAUAUUAUAUAUAGAUAAAACUAAUGGCCAAAUAAAAACCAUGUUGAUACAGUGCAA
Messenger RNA from Oncorhynchus kisutch (coho salmon), 3322 nucleotides. Its product is annotated as phosphatidylinositol 3-kinase, catalytic subunit type 3. Gene Ontology annotation, biological process: endocytosis; autophagosome assembly; phosphatidylinositol-3-phosphate biosynthetic process. Gene Ontology annotation, cellular component: cytoplasm; peroxisome; membrane. NCBI's taxonomy places the organism in Eukaryota, Metazoa, Chordata, Actinopteri, Salmoniformes, Salmonidae. The coding region runs from base 459 to 3095 and encodes 878 amino acids. The record is from RefSeq and is a predicted model, not a curated record. The transcript is spliced from 25 exons. Gene Ontology annotation, molecular function: 1-phosphatidylinositol-3-kinase activity.